Molecule: messenger RNA, 3877 nt
Organism: Salmo salar (Atlantic salmon)
Lineage: Eukaryota; Metazoa; Chordata; Actinopteri; Salmoniformes; Salmonidae
Product: syntaxin-binding protein 1
Biological process (GO): vesicle-mediated transport
Source: RefSeq, a predicted model, not a curated record
UAAAUGUAAUUGGCUAAUGUAGCCACUCAUAUGGGGGUGGAGAGAUAAGCAGUGACGUCGCCAUUCGAAGCUCUGCAGCGAUGUGAGGUGUGCACAUUCGGUCGAGCAGAGAAACGAGAGGAAUACUGCGAGGGAGAAAGAGGGAGUCAAAGGGAGAGAUUGAGAAUACGGUCAAACACACAAGAGCAUCAUGGCACCCAUAGGACUCAAGGCGGUGGUUGGUGAAAAGAUUAUGAAUGAUGUCAUCAAGAAGGUGAAGAAGAAGGGGGAAUGGAAGGCGCUGAUUGUGGACCAGCUGAGCAUGAGGAUGCUGUCCUCCUGCUGCAAGAUGACAGACAUCAUGUCAGAUGGCAUCACCAUUGUGGAGGACAUAAACAAGAGGCGAGAACCUCUUCCCACCCUAGAGGCCAUUUACCUGAUUACCCCCACGGACAAGUCUGUGCAGACCCUGAUUGGAGAUUUCAAAGACCCCCAUUCAGCCAAAUACAAAGCAGCCCAUGUCUUCUUCACUGACUCCUGCCCGGACCCACUUUUCAACGAGUUAGUAAAGAGCCGUGCUUCCAAAUCCAUCAAGACCCUGACUGAGAUCAACAUCGCCUUCCUGCCCUACGAAUCACAGGUGUACUCUUUGGACAACCCGGAUGCCUUCCAGAGUUUCUACAGCCCCCAUAAGACCCAGCUGAAGAACCCAGUGAUGGAGAGGCUGGCAGACCAGCUGGCCACCCUGUGUGCCACUCUGAAGGAGUACCCCGCUGUUAGAUACCGAGGUGAGUACAAAGACAAUGCCACCCUGGCCCAGCUGUUGCAGGACAAACUGGAUGCCUACAAGGCUGAUGACCCCACCAUGGGAGAGGGUCCUGAUAAGGCUCGUUCUCAGCUGAUCAUCCUGGACAGGGCUUUUGACCCCGUCUCCCCCGUCCUGCAUGAGCUCACCUUCCAGGCCAUGGGCUACGACCUGCUGCCCAUCGAAAACGACGUCUACAGAUAUGAUUCCCCUGGGAUGGGAGACACUUCUCAGAAGGAGGUCCUGCUGCAUGAGGAUGAUGACCUGUGGGUGGGGCUCAGACACAAACAUAUCGCUGAGGUGUCCACGGAGGUGACACGCCAACUGAAGGACUUUUCUGCUAGCAAGAGGAUGAACACUGCUGGAGAGAAGACCACCAUGAGGGACCUCUCUCAGAUGCUGAAGAAGAUGCCCCAGUACCAGAAGGAGCUGAGCAAGUACUCCACUCACCUGCAGCUGGCUGAGGACUGCAUGAAGCACUACCAGGGCACAGUGGACAAGUUGUGUCGUGUGGAGCAGGACCUGGCCAUGGGUACAGACGCUGAGGGGGAGAAGAUCAAGGACCCCAUGAGGGCCAUCGUGCCCAUCCUGCUGGAUGCCAAUGUCACCACGCACGACAAGAUCCGCAUCAUCCUCCUUUACAUCUUCCUCAAGAACGGCAUCACGGAGGAGAACCUGAACAAGCUCAUCCAGCAUGCUCAGAUCCCACCUGAGGACAGUGAGAUCAUCACCAACAUGGCCCACCUGGGCGUGCCCAUCAUCACAGACUCCACCCUUCGCAGGGGAAAGAAGCUGGACAGGAAGGAACGUGUGAGUGCGCAGACCUAUCAGCUGUCCCGUUGGACACCACUGGUCAAGGACAUCAUGGAGGAUGUUAUUGAAGAUAAGCUGGACACCAAGCACUACCCCUACAUCUCUACCCGCUCCUCUGCCUCUUUCAGCAGCACUGCAGUCAGUGCCCGUUAUGGCCACUGGCACAAGAAUAAGACCCCAGGCGAGUACCGCACUGGGCCACGCGUCAUGGUCUUCAUCAUUGGAGGCGCGUCCUUCAGCGAGAUGCGCUCUGCCUACGAGGUCACACAGGCCAAUGGGAAGUGGGAGGCCAUCAUUGGUUCCACCCACACCAUCACCCCCAUCAAAUUCUUAACGGACCUGCAGCACCCUGACUUCCGAGAGUCCACUAGGGUGUCCUUUGAAGAGCCAGACGCAGGCUCAGACGAGUGAGACAGACAGAGAGAGGGAGGGAGGGAGAGAGAAAUCACACUCUGACAAAGAUCAACCCACGUCUUCACCCCCACCGCCCUCCUGGAACAGCUCAAGACCAUGAACAAACCAGACGAGGAACCAGCAAGCUAAAAUCACCCAGCCCCAUCUGUCUAUCUCCUUUCCUCUACCCUUCACAUCCCCCAGUCACCCUCCCAAAAAUCCUUCAUGAAUUGUGUAAGCAUCUCAUCUUGCACGAGAAGAAUAAAAAUAUAAAACAAUGAUAGCAUUGGUGAAAAAAAUAUAUGUUGAAACAGAAAUAAAAUCAUGUUGCAAGUAUUCUCAUGUUUUACAAUGGAUGCAAAUAACGGAACUUAUUUAAAAAAGGUUUAAAUAUCAACUAAGGUCAUUUGAAACUGAAAGUACCAAAUGUAAUAUUGUAUGCUAUGAAACCUGCUAGAAUGUGUAAAACGUAGAGGUUUUCUCUGUUUGUUCCCUCAGUUUAUCUUAUUGGUGUGAUUUGUAUUGGUAGUGGGUGGAGGAGGGAUGCCUUACUGGAGUUGGUUGGCACUAGGAAAGUCAAUGCAGUAAGAUCAUAUCACUCAACAUGCAAUAUAACUCAUCCCUGUCCUAUUAGGUGGGAGAAUCCUAGCUGGUCAAGACAUUUGUAUCAGUAGCAUACAGGGAUGGAACCUAAGGAUUUUGGGCACUGGCCAGCCAGGCUAGUAGACUGCAAUUUUUACUAGUCCAAAAUCUGUGCCAUGCGAUAUUUUAAAAUACAACAUUUCACUAGCCGUUGGACUAGUUGGGCACAUUUUCUACUAGCCCGGUCUGAAAAGUACUAGCCAUAGGCUAGCAGGCUAGCUUAAUUUCCAUCCCUGGUAGCAUGCCUGAACAUUGUGUGGACUGUUACUGUAUAUCCUUCAGUAUGGCAAUACUGAGACCAAGCGACCUAAGAGAUCCUUUAAUCACAGUACUCUCUGUGAGUUAGACAGUAACAAACAGCCAAACUGACCCUAGGUCUGAGGAUAGAGAAAAACGGGACUCUGUAAAUAGCUACAGAAUGGUAGAAGCAUCCUUCCUCCAGCCAUAAGACUGGAAGUAUUUACUCACCACAUCCUUUUCCUUUUCUCUGGAGAGAUUUCACGGUUGAGUGUCAAAAGGCCAUUGCUUGCAGAUGUUUAAAGAAUAAUCAUAAAGGGCCGAUUUGUAUUUCAGUAUUGUAGCCUGUCACAUUGUAAGUCUUAUCAUUGGUUAGUAUCAAAAUGUUUAACCAGGUCAUGCACUGAGUAGUGUGUUGUGUAUAUGCCAUAUGUUGAUGUUUUAGUGUCUCACUGUUGACUGGUGAUGUUUCUGACUGUGAAGUAGUAAAAGAUUUCCUUUAAAAAAAAAGCCAAUGUGAAGUCACGUGUUUGUGAUGUUUUAGCUGUAGCUGUAGUGGUCAACUGGGAAAAGAACUAAUAUCUAUAUUUUGUUUGUCUGUCCGUUAUUUUUAUCUUCUGAUACAUUUUAACUCUUCCAAUGGUGAAUGGCUUUGCAAAGAAAAUGUAACCCCAAUAUUACUAACAUUUUAUUUCUCUGUUUUUCCUCUCUAUUUCCUGGCAAAACAGGUUGUAUAUUGAUAGCACUAUGCGUUUUCUGUUAUGCCAACACUAUUUCAUUUUUUCUAUUAUCAGUUGUUGUAAAGGGUUCACUGUCUAUUCAAUUAAUUUAUAUCCAAGAUAUUUGUCAGAGGGAAGAAAUAUUAAUAAAUGAAACAUAAGUCUGUGUCCUAAACCGGUUUAACUUAUUGGGAUUCUAUAUUUGCAAGUGUUGAAGCACAAACAAAAGUAUACUUCAUGUGUACCAAUGUACUAAGGCUGUCUAAUAAAUUGGCUUCCAUUACAAGGA